AAGAGCGUCCCACUCGUACCUCCUUCCCAGCCAAAGGCGUAGCCUUUGGUUUAUUAUAACAACGUUACUCAAUUGGGCAAGUAACUAAACACCGGCGGCGACUCAUGUCCUUAUAUGACCCCAUCAGGCUGUCCUGACUCCCGCUGCCACAGCGAUCCAAUUUCAUGGUCUUUCAUCAUUCUGUACGCUCUGCUCCAUUCAUCCUUCAGGACAGCCAGAUGGCAGCGGCAGCAUCGGCACCGGCACCGGCAGCGGCUGAUGGUGAGCAGAGUUUAUCCAGAAAGCCGCAUCCCAACUACUCCAAGUGCGCCUGCCUCCUCACCGUCAACGUGAUUCUCCUUCUACCGCUGUUCUUCUCGAAACCAGCCGUUUCCAUCACUACCAUCAAUUCCUUGCCUGGGUUUUCUGGUUCUCUUCCUUUCAAUCUUGAAACUGGAUACAUAGGGGUGGGGGAGAAUGAAGAUGUGCAGCUUUUCUACUACUUCAUCGAGUCUGAAGGGAACCCCAAGGAAGAUCCUCUUGUACUCUGGCUCAAUGGAGGUCCCGGCUGCUCUGCCCUCUCCGGACUUCUGAUUGAGAUAGGUCCUAUCCGCUUUAAUGUUGUUGAAUACAAUGGCAGCUUACCAUCGUUAGUGCAGAAUCCAUACUCAUGGACGAAGGUUUCCAGCAUAAUCUUUUUAGAUGCACCCGUUGGAGCUGGAUUCUCAUAUUCAAGGACAUUGCAAGGUUCCAAAACCGGAGACAAAAGCUUUGCUGAUCAAUGCUAUGAUUUCUUAAGAAAUUGGUUGAUCAGUCACCCAAAAUUCCACACAAAUCCAUUUUAUGUCUCUGGAGACUCAUAUAGUGGAUUAAUUAUUCCAAUUGUUGUUCAAGAAAUAGCAGAUGGCAUUGAAAAUGGUCACCAACCAUCCAUCAAUCUUAAAGGUUAUUUGCUCGGGAAUCCGGUGACUGACAUAAAUUUGGACUUAAAUUCAAGGAUACCAUAUGCUCAUAACAUGGGACUUAUUUCUGAUGAACUCUAUGAGUCGAUUAAAAGAACUUGCAAUGGAGAAUAUGUACAAGUAGAUCCAGAGAAUUUGGAGUGUGCAAAGGAUCUUCAAUAUUUCUCAGAGUGUACUAAACAAAUAAAUCACUUACACAUCCUGGAGCCUGAAUGCAUUUUGAUUUGUGGGCUGUUGAAUGAUAUGGUUAAUGAGGGGAGAUAUCUCGAAGGGAACUAUGUAGAGGCCCUGCUUACUCAAACUCAACUUCCUGAAGUUAGGUGUAGGAAUUACCCCGACCUACUCUCCAAUGUGUGGGCAAAUGAUGUUGGCGUCCAAGAGGCGAUCCAUGUCCGACUGGGAACUGUAAGGCUAUGGGAUAGGUGCAGAAAAGGCAUGGAUUACAUCAAAGAAGUCUUGCAUACUGUAGAAUAUCAUAGAAAUCUCACUACCAGAGGUUACCAGGCUCUGAUAUACAGUGGUGAUCAUGACAUGACCAUUCCAAUUUUAGCAACCAAAUCAUGGGUUCAAUCACUCAAUUACUCUAUUAUUGAUGACUGGCGGCCUUGGCUGGUUGAUGGUCAAGUUGCAGGAUACUCUAGAGUAUACUCAAAUGGCUUGACUUUUGCUAGUGUAAAGGGAGCGGGUCACACAGCUCCGGAGGAUAAACCUAAGGAAUGUUUUGCCAUGUAUAAGAGGUGGAUAUCUCAAGAACCUUUGUAGUGGCAGCUCCUUUCAGGCUACAGAUUCCAAAUCUUCAGGAGUUAGCUGAUGAUGGUUUGCCUUACAGUGGACAUGAAGAGCCUGUGAUGAGGUUGCCAUGACGUUGUUCUUUAAUGAAUACUGCAUUAUGACCAAAACUAUGCAGUUAGUCCCACUGUAACCUUAUUUCUUUGACAUUAAGUCCUUACACCUCUUCUCUUCUAUUCCUUUUUUCUUGAAAAA
Messenger RNA from Malania oleifera, 1925 nucleotides. Its product is annotated as serine carboxypeptidase-like 7. The record is from RefSeq and is a predicted model, not a curated record. The transcript is spliced from 14 exons. Bases 165 to 1703 code for a protein of 512 amino acids. Gene Ontology annotation, molecular function: serine-type carboxypeptidase activity; acyltransferase activity, transferring groups other than amino-acyl groups. Gene Ontology annotation, biological process: proteolysis; secondary metabolic process. Lineage: Eukaryota; Viridiplantae; Streptophyta; Magnoliopsida; Santalales; Ximeniaceae.